This is a messenger RNA of Mucor mucedo, 417 nucleotides long. RefSeq lists its product as uncharacterized. The coding region runs from base 1 to 417 and encodes 138 amino acids. The transcript is spliced from 3 exons. The record is from RefSeq and is a predicted model, not a curated record. NCBI's taxonomy places the organism in Eukaryota, Fungi, Mucoromycota, Mucoromycetes, Mucorales, Mucoraceae.
AUGACUUUGCUGUUGCUAUAUUCGCAAGUGAUCCAGGCAUUUUGUGUAUACAAUAAAAUGGAAGGUGAAGGUGUUAAUUUGUUAGCAUUCAAUUUAUUUGUAAACGCCCUACCAUUUCAAAUAUUUAGAAAAGAAAUCGGCCAAGGUGAAAAAGAGUGCUGUCCAUAUAAAAAUUCUGAUUGUGUUGCAGGUAGUCGGCGUGAUUCUCAAAUAGAACUACAUGUAGGCAUACUUAGAUUUGCUUUUGAUAAGACCAGCAUAAAAGAAAACAAAAGAAUGUACAUCACUCGCUGUGAAGGAGGUGCAGCUAUCGUUUUGACAGGAUCAAAUUUUGACAAUAUAGAAUGUACUUGUUAUAAAGCAAACGGAGAUAUUACACGAGAUAAAAUGGUUAAUUGGAUCACCGUAAUGUCAUAG